AUGCUCUCCGAAGCAGCAAGUACGCCGGAGCCCGCAGCAGCAGCAGCAGAAGCAGCAACAGGAGCAGCAGAAGCAGCAGGAGCAGCAGCAGCAACAGCAGCAUCCAAUGCCCUUAGCUGCUGCCCACAGCUGCCGGCCGCCUUUGUCCGCAGCUUGAGCAUAAUUAGCAGCAGCAGCCUGAGCAGCAGCACAAGCAGCAGCAGCAGCAGCAGCAGCAAGGUGCUGUGGCAGCAGCAGCAAGAUGCUGUUGCUGCUGCUGCAGUCUGCCACGAGUGCAUGCAGUUUGCUGCUGGAGACACAGAGCUGCAUGCGCUGCUGUGUCGGCUGUCUCUACAGCUCGGCCGCAUGCAGGAGGCCGAAGAGGCCCUCCGGACCAUCAGCAGCAGCAGCAGCAGCAGCAGCAGCAGCAGCACGGUUGCUGAGCUGCAGGUGCAUCUAAUAGCUGCUGCGCUGCAGCGCGGGCCCCACAGCCUGCAGGAUUUGGGGCUGCAUGCAGUGCGGCUGGCAAAGCAGCAAAGUGUCUCCUUUGCUGCAGUUGAGGGGGCUUUGCUGCUGCUGCGGCAGCGGGGGCUGCUGCAGCAGUGCGAAGAGGUUUGCUUCCAACUCAAGCAGCAGCAGCAGCAGCAGCAGCAGCAGCGGCAGCAGCAGGGGAGUCAUAGCAGCAGCAAGGCGAUGUUCGCAGCCUAUUGCGAACCCUAA
Messenger RNA from Eimeria tenella, 699 nucleotides. RefSeq lists its product as uncharacterized. The record is from RefSeq and is a predicted model, not a curated record. Gene Ontology annotation, molecular function: transcription cis-regulatory region binding. Bases 1 to 699 code for a protein of 232 amino acids. Gene Ontology annotation, cellular component: nucleus. NCBI's taxonomy places the organism in Eukaryota, Apicomplexa, Conoidasida, Eucoccidiorida, Eimeriidae. Gene Ontology annotation, biological process: regulation of transcription by RNA polymerase II. The transcript is spliced from 4 exons.